UGCCAUUUUCAGCAACAGCAAAGAUCCUCUCCAGAAUCUGCAGGGACUCCACGGCCGAGUCGAGAGAAUCAAAACAACGACACAAGACAAAACCACAAGGGCCCAGGACCCCUUAUGUGGAUAUCAUGGAGCUUCAGCAAUAUGGGAUAGAGGGUGUGGAUGAUGAAGAUGAAUUUGAUGCAGCUACACAGUACAUGAUUGAGCAGAGUCUGCUGGAGCACAACAAAUGGAAGGAAGAAGGCAGGAGCUCUUGGCCUGACUUUGCAGACAGCAGCUCGAUCUUCACUGCUAUAAGACAAGGUAACGAGAAGCUCUUGAAGGAUCUGUGUGUCCAACAGAGAAACACAUUUUCACAGACAGACAGCAGAGGUUGGACCCCUCUCCAUGAAGCAGCAGCUCAGAGCAACCAAACCAUCCUUAAGCUCAUAUUCAGAGUUUCAGGCCAACACUCUGUGAAGAGUUGUACUCUUUGUGGUAAGACUCCACUCUUCCUGGCAGUUGAACGAGGUCUGAUAGAAAACGCCUCCUUCCUCCUCCAACAUGGAGCUCAACCGGACAGCCACGACCAUGACCAGGACACACCACUUGUCAUAGCAAUCCGUUCAGACCGAACUGACCUGGUGAAGCUGCUGCUCCACUAUGGCUCCUGGGUGAACCAGAAGGGCCGCUACGGUCGCUGUCCCCUCCACGAGGCCUCAGAGCUGGGCAAAUCAGCUCUGGUGACUCUGCUGCUGAAGGCUGGAGCACAGCCAGACCCUCGCAGCAACUUCGGCCUCACGCCGCUGGCACUGGCCGCUCAGGGAGGACACCUGGAGGUGAUGGAGAUUCUACUGAGUAGAGGUGCGGACAUCCUGUCCGAGGCAAAGGAUAAGGCAUCCAUCUUGUACGAGGCGACUUUGUCUGAAAAUCCAUCUGUUAUCCGUCUAUUGCUGGAAUAUGGCGCCGAUGCUAACGUCGGCACAAACACAAAACAUAUGCCGAUCCACAGUGUUGCACACCAAGGCAACCUGGAAGCUCUGAAGUUGCUGAUUCCAGUCACUUCUAUCGAAGAAGUAAAUAACAGCGGGAUAAGUCCUCUACACUCUGCUGCUGCAGGAGGACACCCACACUGCAUCAAGGCCUUGCUGGAUGCAGGUUAUGAUCCCAACUACAUGCUCCAUCCCUGGGUGCAACGAGGCUAUGACGACGAGAGGAAGUCUGUGCUCUUCUUCGCAGUCUCCAAUAAUGACGUGCCAUCAGCCAAACUGCUGCUGGAGGGCGGGGCCAUGGCCAACCAAGACCCAAUCAAAUGUCUUCAGGUUGCACUGCGUUUGGGAAACUAUGAGCUGAUUGACCUGUUGCUGACGUUUGGAGCCAACGUCAACUAUUACUGCAAAGUAAACACAACACACUUCCCUUCCGCCUUGCAGUACGCUUUCACAGACGAGGUGGUCCUCAGGAUGCUGUGUAACUAUGGUUAUGAUGUUGGGCGCUGCUUUGACUGUCCCUAUGGUAAUGACUCCCACAUCCCUAAAGGCUUCGAAGCAUGGACCAACUGCGUGAUCAAAGACAGCUUGUUCUGUGAGGUGAUCACUGUCUCCUGGCUGAAGAACCUCUCUGGUCAGGUUGUUCGCAUACUUUUGGACUACGUGGAUCAUGUCAACUUUUGCUCCAAGCUGAAGGCAGUUUUGAUGGAGCAGCAGCAGUGGCCCGACAUCUGCAAGCUGCAAGAGAACGUCCGUUGUCUGCAGCAUCUCUGUCGUCUGCGGAUCCGUCGUUGUCUUGGUCGCCGGCGUCUCCGGACACAUGUCUUCCCGAGCUUCCUGCCGUUGCCAGGUCGACUGAGGGACUACAUCCUGUACCGGGAGUACGACCUGUAUGGCCGGCAGAGCAACUGCACAGCAGCAAGUCAGGGACGCAGAAGUGAGAAGACAGACAAAAUUUGUUAAAGGGGCUAUAUAUGAAGUUUUUUAAAGAAAUCACUUUUCAAUUAAUCCCUUUUUACUGCUUAUUUGUAAACAGGUUGUAACCUCACAUAAAAAUUAACUACAUGCCUGAUUUCUUUGUCCCUUGAACAGCCACCGUUCUGCGUCCAAUGUGAAGAAAUCUAGUCGAAGUUCUGGCGUGCGUGCUCCCAAGCCUCUUGCCUACUGAUUCUGAACCGUACACACCGCGACAACACCGCAACUAAUGAAGUAGAGUCUGCUAACACCAAAAAACGACCAACACAAACUCCACGCAAGGAUAUAAACAACAUUAUAGUUUCAUGCGCUGAAGCCUGUCAGGCCAGCACUAAAUUUAGAACUGACAAAACCAACCCAGGGUUGGCUUUCAUCCUUUUGGAGAAGUAAACUAUCAUUCUUGCAAAGAAUGUGAAAUAUAUUGUGAUUUUGUCUUUUAGUUGGCUCAAGUUAGAUAACGUUAGCUUGCCGGCUAAAGUUGUCCGUUGCGAAAUAAUAUAUUUGUAUGGAUUUCCACGUUAUUUCACCAGCUGACGUGACCCAUAUUACUGUCCUGUGUACCACUGGUAUUAUGUCAGUGUUGAUUUCAGUCCGCAAGAACUGAUGUUAUGGUGCAAAGCAAAUGUGAAGCGGAUUGUUUUUUUAAAACCAAUAAUGAUGCGAGGCAGGGGCAGCCAGCUACAUUAGCAUGGAUCUGCCAUUGUUUGCUUUGUAACAUUCAAAUUAGAUUAAUGUUAUAAUACCAAUACUCAGGAACACAUAUUUUUUCAAGAAAAAUGUGUCUCGUGAGUGUUGAUAGGCUGUUAUUCACAACUUGUAACCAAUCAGACUACAGAGUGAUGAUUACAGACAGAGAGAAACAGCUAGCAAAGCCGUAGCACAUUUUCAAAAUAAAACCACGAAUAGAUCCUUACCGUGAGUUUGUGAUUCAUUGCAUCAUUGGUGAAGUAGCAUUGAUCUCUCUGAACCCCCCCUGCGGUCUAACUUUUAUAAAGUGUGGCAACAAUCUCAUUAUAAUAUUCAAGCUAGCGCGAUUACCAUUUUCAUUAUCAUCAAAUAAAUUUAGCUGUGUUCACAUUGCAAAGCCUCUCUGGUGGAAAAUGUACAAAAUGUAGAUAAUAUUAAUAGAAAAGCAGGCAAGCAAACUAACACUGAUGUGUCAUCACCAUAUGUUAGCUAAAUGUAGUCAAUGUAAUGUUCUCAUGUAACAAGCAUGGAUUAGUUCAUCCUCAAGCUGAUAAAAAUAUUACUGUAAAGUUGCAGUGGGAUUUUACCUGAGUUUCCAGCAUGUUGGGUGAAGCUGUCUCCGGUGUGAGCAUGCGCAUGAGCACACGCUUUGGAAAGUAGUGGAUGCAAUCUGAAACUGCAACGCUAGCGGCCACUGAACACUACAUAUAGCCCCUUAAAGUGUUGAAUAAAAGCCUUCAAUAUCA
Micropterus salmoides (largemouth bass) is the source of this 3373-nucleotide messenger RNA. Its product is annotated as dynein heavy chain 12, axonemal-like. The record is from RefSeq and is a predicted model, not a curated record. Gene Ontology annotation, biological process: intracellular signal transduction. Gene Ontology annotation, molecular function: protein binding. Lineage: Eukaryota; Metazoa; Chordata; Actinopteri; Centrarchiformes; Centrarchidae. The transcript has 13 exons. Bases 126 to 1928 code for a protein of 600 amino acids.